UGGAUCUACAAAGUGGAUGGCUAGCUAAUAUCUACAUUUUCACCGAUCAAGCAUUCAAGACAGUAUUUGUACAGGGGAGUUUGUAACCGCUUGGCCUUUACUUAAAUAUGGACAGAGGAAUCAAGGAGCUGUUCAUAUGUAAAAGCCACUGACCAAAGCUGUACUGCAGGAGAAACUGACCUCCAUACUGCGAGAUGUAACAGGAUGCUGAACCAUCACUGCAGAAGGAAUCCAGAGCUACAGGAGGAGCUUCAGAUUCAGGCAGCGGUGGCGGCCGGGGAUGUCUACACCGUGCGCAAGAUGCUGGAGCAGGGGUACUCCCCCAAGAUCCGGGAUGCCAAUGGGUGGACUCUGCUCCACUUCUCCUCAGCCAAGGGGAAAGAGAGAUGUGUUCGUGUCUUUCUUGAGCAUGGAGCGGACCCCACAGUGAAGGACUUCAUUGGGGGCUUCACAGCCUUACACUAUGCAGCCAUGCAUGGCCGAGCACGUAUCGCCCGCCUUAUGCUGGAGUCUGAGUACCGCAGCGACAUCAUCAACGCCAAGAGCAACGACGGCUGGACGCCCCUGCACGUCGCUGCGCACUAUGGCCGCGAUUCAUUUGUGCGCCUCCUUUUGGAGUUUAAAGCCGAGGUGGACCCUCUGAGCGAUAAGGGGACCACCCCCCUCCAACUGGCCAUCAUCCGCGAGCGCUCCAGCUGCGUCAGGAUACUGCUGGAUCACAACGCCAACAUCGACAUCCAGAACGGUUUCCUGCUGCGCUACGCCGUCAUCAAAGGCAACCACUCGUAUUGCCGCAUGUUCCUCCAGAGAGGCGCAGACACCAACCUGGGCCGGCUAGAGGACGGCCAGACCCCGCUGCACCUGUCUGCCCUCAGGGAUGACGUUCUGUGUGCACAGAUGCUCUACACGUACGGGGCAGACACUAACACGCGGAACUAUGAGGGACAGACGCCUGUAGCUGUAUCUGUCAGCAUGUCUGGCAUCAGCCGUCCCUGCCUGGACUUUCUACAGGAGGUCACAAGACAGCCAAGGACUUUGCAGGAUUUGUGUAGGAUAAAGAUUCGUCAAUGCAUAGGCCUUCAAAGUUUAAAGUUCCUGGAGGAUCUACCUAUUGCCAGAGUUAUGAAGGACUACCUUAAACACAAAUUUGACAAUGUUUGACAGCAGCCUGCUAAGCUGUUUCUCUAGAGACUAUGCAACCUCUGUUUUCCUUACUAUGUACAAAACUCUGGGAGCAGGUGCACAGUUUUAUACAACCAUGUAGGUACAGUGUGAAUAUGCAUAUUUCUAUAUUAAUGAAAUGGCUUUUUAAUCAAAAGG
This is a messenger RNA of Chanos chanos (milkfish), 1320 nucleotides long. It is a transcript of the gene asb7, whose product is annotated as ankyrin repeat and SOCS box containing 7. The coding region runs from base 205 to 1161 and encodes 318 amino acids. Lineage: Eukaryota; Metazoa; Chordata; Actinopteri; Gonorynchiformes; Chanidae. Gene Ontology annotation, biological process: intracellular signal transduction. Gene Ontology annotation, molecular function: protein binding. The transcript is spliced from 5 exons. The record is from RefSeq and is a predicted model, not a curated record.